Molecule: messenger RNA, 963 nt
Organism: Agrilus planipennis (emerald ash borer)
Lineage: Eukaryota; Metazoa; Arthropoda; Insecta; Coleoptera; Buprestidae
Product: sesquipedalian-1-like
Exons: 4
Coding region: 65-766 (233 amino acids)
Biological process (GO): receptor recycling; retrograde transport, endosome to Golgi; endosome organization
Cellular component (GO): trans-Golgi network; recycling endosome; early endosome
Source: RefSeq, a predicted model, not a curated record
UUUGACAAGUUACAAAAUAAAGAAUAGUAGAAUCGUGUAAUGAAUACAUUUUUAAAGUUUUAAAAUGAAAAUAAACGAGAAAAACUUAUCGGCGUUCGCGACAGCACCCACCCCAAUAGAUAAAGAGGGAUACUUGAGUAAACGAGGUGAAGUGAACAAAAAUUUCCAACGCCGCUAUUUUGUGCUUAAAGGUAAUCUACUGUUUUAUUUUGAAAAAAAAGGGGACAGAGAACCAAUUGGUGUUAUUAUUUUGGAAGGAUGUACAAUAGAGCUAGCUGAAGAUGAUGAGCAGUUCAGCUUUAAAAUCGAAUUUCAUGGAACUAACAACAGGAGCUACAUCUUGGCAGCUGAAUCUCAAGAAGCCAUGGAGCAAUGGAUGAAAGCACUGGCCUGUGCAAGUUACGAUUACAUGAAACUAAUGGUAGCAGAACUGCAAAGACAACUGGAUGAUAUUGAAGAACCUCCAUUGCCUGUGGCGCCUGUUCAGGGAUCCCCCGUUCCACCUCCGAGACAACGACACAAUCCUUUCAAUAAACCAGACAACAAUCCUCACCAAAGGUCACACAGUAUGAGAUCUGCACCAGGACGAAUCGACGAAACAAAUCGACAAUCUGAUAGUGCGCCUACAAAAGCUAGCAUCUCCUUCUGGGAACUCCAUAAUUCUUAUGGAAGACCUAUUUUGAGUGAUUAUAACGCUUGGAAACAUUCAUUGAGACUCAAAAGAGAAAAUAGUACCGCAGAGACAGGAAACCUGAUAAAUUUGUAGUCUUAUAAAUUAAUUUUAUGGUAAACUACCGAAAAAUCUCUAUCAGACAAUUAAAAUUAAUUUGUAUUUGUUUUUUUUUGUAUCUUAUUAAUUAUAGAUAGGAAUAUUUUCCCAUUUGUUUGAUACUUUUUUUUAUUUUGUGAUAUUGCGUGUGUUUGUUUAAGGCUACAACUAAAAUAUUUAUGAUUUUUUUGUAU